Molecule: messenger RNA, 3532 nt
Organism: Motacilla alba alba
Lineage: Eukaryota; Metazoa; Chordata; Aves; Passeriformes; Motacillidae
Product: ribosyldihydronicotinamide dehydrogenase [quinone]-like
Exons: 7
Coding region: 16-1023 (335 amino acids)
Cellular component (GO): cytosol
Molecular function (GO): NAD(P)H dehydrogenase (quinone) activity
Source: RefSeq, a predicted model, not a curated record
UGGGAGAAAUGAAGGAUGAGCUCUGUACUUGGAGAAGAGCAGAAACCCAGCAGAAUAAAAAUAAUAUCCCGGAAUGAUGUAGGCGUCUCACGCUGUCACAGCGGCGGGGGCGCGCUCCCGGCGCGGCCUCCAGCGGAUCCGGAGCCGCGGGCGGUGCCGAUCCCGAUCCCGCCCUGCGCUGGCGCUGCCCCAGGGCCCGGGAAGGGCGGGCAGCGGGGCCGCCGGGACGGGCCGCUCCCAGCCCCGCCGCAGUUGUGCUCCGGGACCCGGGGAGCAGUUCUUAGGCAGUACCAGAUUAUCAAGAGUGAAGCUCCCCAGCGCUCCCCAGCAAUGGCAGGGAAAAAAGUCCUGAUAGUCUAUGCACAUCAAGAGCCCAAGUCCUUCAAUGGAUCUUUGCUGAAGAUUGCUGUGGAAGAGCUGACCAAGCAGGGCUGCAGUGUCACCGUGUCUGAUUUAUACACCAUGCAGUUUGAGCCCAGAGCAACAAGGAAUGACAUUGUUGGUCACCUGCACAACUCAGAAGCGUUCAAUUAUGGUGUGGAAACCUGGGAAGCUUACAAGAGAGGAGGUUUGUCCAAAGACCUGGUUGAAGAGCAGAAGAAAGUGCAGGAAGCAGACCUGCUGAUUUUUCAGUUUCCCUUGUUUUGGUUCAACAUGCCUGCUAUCCUGAAGGGCUGGAUGGACAGAGUCUUGGUCCAAGGCUUUGCUUACGAUUUGUCCAAGGUUUAUGAUGGUGGUUUGCUCCAGGACAAAUUAUCCCUCUUUUCUUUCACCACGGGAGGAGGCCCGGAGAUGUAUUCAAAAGAAGGUAUUGGUGGUGAUAUUCGCUAUGUCCUGUGGCCCAUGCAGCAUGGAAUCAUGCACUUCUGUGGUGUCAAAGUCCUUGAACCUCACAUCUGUUAUGCUCCAGAGAAUGUCUCUGAGGAGAAGAGGAAGGAGAUGCUGGCUGCCUGGACCCAGCGUCUGAAGACUCUUUGGAAGGAAGAGCCCAUAGACUGCUCUCCUGAGUGGUAUUUCAAGUAGAGUUCAGGUGCAAGACUACAGAGAAGAUUUUCUUUUUCUCCAUUCUUUUUGAUGCUCUGUCUAAAUACCUGAACACUAAUCUCCUAAUUCAAAUCUAUUUUAAGAACCUUGAAUACUACAUCUAGCAGUUUAACUGACAACAUAGCAUUUGUCUUCACUGAUUCCCAAGGGAUUCCCUUCAAGGAUGGGCGUGAAACUCUUUGUGUUGUUCUCCUUGUUCACAUAAACGGUGUCAUCCUGCUUCCUUGUGCUUGAUAACACACGUGAUAUUUCAUGGCAGAUGAUACCAUUGCUGCUUGUGAAACAGUAUGUGGCCAAGUUUAUUUUAACGCUAUUUUUCCUUUGCCAGGGAAUAUCUUGCCCAUAUCCAACAUGUCAUUUAAAAGCCAUUUGCCAUUUGUUGUGAGAGGUCCAUACUUGCACCGUGGAGCAACAAAACCAGGUCAUGAGUAAUGUUGCAAAAGCAUGUACCAUUGCAAAGCGUCUUAAACAGCUGGAAAGCCUUGUGGGCAGGCCUAGGCUUCUCCAGAUCCAACCUAUAUAGCAAUAUUAAAGGUAUGACAGAGACUAGAAAAGGGAAAAAUUAAAGAUGAAUGUAGUGGUAUGUGCAUGAAUUGCCUUCCUUUGUAGACUACAUCUCCCAUUUGUAGAGUAUGCAUCUUCCCAAAGUAGAAAGGAAAAGGAAUUCUGCCUGUUGCCUGCUCCCUCACACCAGUCAGUGUUGGUGUUUGGGUCUGGAGGGUGUUUGCUUCCCCUCCAGCAUCAGCAUCAAUGGGCAUCCUUGGAGAUCUCCAGCACCAGCAGUUAGUGAGGCAGAGAACUAACCUGAAAACCUGCAGGUGCACUGUCAGUCUGUCUAUGGGUCAGGAUCUAUGGGACAAAUUAAUUGUCGGGCUCUUAAUUGCCAGGAUUUUUACCUGGAACUGUAGCAGGCUUAUUUUUGUGCUUUAGAGUUGUUAACCCUGUUUGUGCAUAUGGCAAGGGGUGGGUUUCUCACUUAGCUACCAAAUUUCUUGCUUUAACCAGCUCACCUAACUGAUGCCUUUGCACUUUGGUGUUGUCAUAUAUGUAUAUAUAUAGCAGGAGUUUCAUACUAUCAUCUCUUUAUCAUAAAAGUUUCGUACCUUUUCGGUGUUUUCUGGUGAGCAGCUCCUCUGAGCACACCCUUUCUCCCUCGCCACGUAGCCGACUGACACCAAUUCCCUUCCCGCUUCGGAGCAUGUUCUCUUAAUUAACCAACCCACUCUUUUAUAGCUCCUGUUCUUAUUAAUUACAGCUGCGGCCUGUUGAAGUCAGGCCUCCUCCUCAUUUUCGAUAAUUGGCCGGGCUGCAACUCCUUAGGGGUAGGAUUACUUUCUAUACUAUCUCUAUUCUAUUCCCCCGCAUUUUGGUAUUAAAAGUAUGUGACUUCUGUAAGAACCCAUCCCCUGAGUCACUGUCAAAUGACACCUACGCCUCUGCAUCUGCCAUACCUGCUUUGUGGCAGUUUUGUCACACCUCCGCCUUAGCAUUCCUUGGGGACUAAUUGGAUAAUAAACAUGCUGAGCCCCGGCUCUGGAAGCUCAGUGUAAGCUGAUACACCAGACUGGGAAAUGCCACCACAGGGAAAGGGUCAGUGUUCCUGUUUGCUCCCAUAUGAAGUGAAGGGCCGUGUCCAGCAGUGACAUUUCCCAGGAAGCAGAGCUGCCCCAAGCAGUUGCAGAUGUCUGCUGUGGGGCAUGUGAGCCAAAGUCUUUAGGCUGCAGAAGGAGGAAAUUUGCUUUGGCUCAACAGUUCUUUUAUAGGAAAAGGAAAGUGAAAGGCAAUAAGGAAGAAAGUGUUACACAUCUAAGUUGUGGGGAAAGCAGAUUCACGCCUUAAAGACUUAAGGAGAAUAACUUAAAGUUACUGAGAGAAAUCUGAGGACAAAUUUUAAAAUUGCAUAGAAGAGAAAUCAUCCUUCUAUUCACUGUGUUUGAUUAGCAGACUAUUCAGGAAAGAAGGAAAUUGAGGUGAAAGCAGAAUUUGCAACUGUCAAACCAACAUUACUGCUUUGGGUCAAUUGCAGAGCUUAGUGGGGUUAACUAUUAGAUGAAGAAUGCAAGACUCACCUGUAUUUUGAGGAUACUGUGCUUGCCACUCUCUGGCAGACACAUGCCAGUUCCCGCACAUGGUUGCACUAAGUUUUAAUAAGAUGGCUGAUAUUUUAGUACAAAGUAUGUGAAUGGUUGAGAUUAAUGCAAGUUCAGUUACAGUUAAAAGAAAACUAAUAGGCUUAUUAAAUUCUCAUUAAUGCUAAAAUUUAAGAUUUCUGCUCAGAUAAAUUCAUUACUGAGAAAAGCACUAAAAAUGUACCAAUCUUUUUGUCCAUUUCAAGAUAAUCUUUCCUUCUCCUCAAUCAGAACUAAGACUUUCACUGUAAAUUCAGAUUACAUUUCUGGAUUGGUUUUUUUUCCCCAUUCAUUUAAUGAAGGAAUGUCAUAACAGGCAACACUGACCUCUAAGCACAUACAAAUAAAUUACAAUUUCU